AGUGUAUACAGCACUUUUUACGCGAAAGAUGCAUGGUAAUUUUCGAUGAAUGUCGCUCGACCUGGAUGGCCUAGAAGAAACGUUAAUUUUCCCUUCCCCUCAAAACAUUGUAUUUAGUGGUUUGAUUAAAACGACUUUCUCGACAUUGGAGAAGCGCUAUCACCGAGAAGCGGCGAUUUGUACAGCCUGAGGUAUUAUCAGUUGUUUAUAGUCCUAAUAACUUUGUUAUCGGACCGGAGAAUGCCUCGCAGCCGGGCAACAAUGGAAACAAAACGAGAGCAAGAUGAACCGGCCGCCAAGAGGGAAGCUUUUGCACGAACUCGGUUGCCAACUUUGCUGAAUGUCGAAGGAGCCGGUCAAUGUAUUGCUGUUUUAACAAGCGGUGGAGAUGCACAAGGGAUGAAUGCAGCCAUCAGAGCUGUGGUUAGGAUGGGUAUCUAUGCAGGAGCCAGGGUCUUUACUGUGUGGGAGGGUUAUCAGGGAUUGGUGGAUGGUGGUGAUAACAUCAGAGAAGUCAGAUGGGAGGAAGUGUCUGGUAUCAUUCAACUGGGAGGAACAGUCAUUGGAAGUGCAAGAUGUAAAGAUUUUAGAUCGCGUGAAGGUCGUUUAACAGCUGCUAAGAACAUGGUGACCUUAGGCAUAACAAAUUUAGUUGUUAUUGGAGGUGAUGGUAGUUUAACAGGGGCCAAUCUGUUCAGACAGGAAUGGCAAGAGCUUUUGGAAGAGCUGGUAGAAACUGGUGCUGUGACUGAAAAAAUGGCACAAGAAAAUAAUCACCUUAAUAUAGUGGGGAUGGUUGGCUCAAUUGACAAUGAUUUCUGUGGCACUGAUAUGACCAUUGGAGCUGAUUCAGCACUUCAUAGGAUUUUUGAAGCAGUAGAUGCCAUUACAACAACAGCUUCAAGCCAUCAGAGGACUUUUGUCCUUGAAGUUAUGGGGAGACAUUGUGGAUACCUAGCUCUUGUUACAGGCUUGGGAGUUGGUGCAGACUAUAUUUUCAUCCCUGAAUGGCCUGUCCAAGAAGGUUGGGAGGAAAAAAUGUGCAAUCACUUGAGAAAAGUCAGGGAUAGUGGAAGACGUUUAUGCAUUAUCAUUGUGGCAGAGGGUGCUCAGGAUGUUGCAGGAAACCCUGUCACUGCUAAUGACAUUAAGGAGCUUGUCAAGACAAAACUCCAGCACGAUGCACGAGUCACGAUUCUUGGACAUGUCCAGAGAGGAGGAAUCCCAUCUGCUUUUGACAGAAUUCUGUCUUGUCGCAUGGGAGCAGAGGCAGCCCUCGCUGUCUUGGAUGCCAAGCCAGAUACUGCCCCAUGUGUAAUCUGCCUGGACGGAAACAAGAUCAAGAAAAGAGUACUCAUGGAAUGUGUCCGUAAGACUCUGGAGGUCAAGGACGCAACGAAAGCAAAGAACUUUGAUAAAGUUGUCGAACUGAGGGGAAGAACCUUCCAGAGCAACAUAGAGAUUUUCAAAGUCUUGAGGGAAGUGGAGCCUCCAGCCUCGAGCCAGUGUGAUAUAUCUGGCACUUGCAAAUCUGGUCACACCUUGGCAGUUAUCAACAUUGGUGCCCCUGCAGGAGGCAUGAGCACUGCUGUCCGUGCCUUUGUCCGCUUCUCACUCUGUCAAGGACACACAGUGCUGGGAAUCAGAGAUGGAAUCAAUGGGCUCUUUGAUGACAAGGUGGAACAACUAGGAUGGCUCCAUGUCGACUCUUGGGCAGGGGCAGGAGGAUCCAAAUUGGGAACCACAAGAACCUUACCUUCUAAAGAUAUGCAAAAGGUUGCAGAAAAGUUAUCUAAACACGGGAUUCAAGGACUGUUGGUUAUUGGAGGCUUUGAGGCUUACAACGCUGUUCUGGAGCUUGCAGAAGCCCGUGACAAGUUCCCAGCUUUCCGCAUUCCAAUGGUUAUCAUUCCCGCCACAAUUAGUAACAAUGUGCCCGGUACAGAUCUUAGUUUAGGAGUAGACACAGCUCUCAAUGUGAUAACAGAGAAUUGUGACCGCAUCAAGCAGUCUGCCAGCAGUGCAACGAGACGCGUGUUUGUUGUUGAGUGCAUGGGCGGCUACUGUGGUUACCUAGCAACCAUGAGCGCCCUCGCGGGAGGAGCUGACGCAGCGUACAUCUUUGAAGAGAAACUUACUCUUGAAGAUUUGAAGAAAAACAUCGAGCAUUUGAUAGACAAAAUGAAAGGUUCUGUGCGAAGAGGACUCAUUUUGCGGAACGAGAAAUGCAGCGAAAAUUACACGACAGACUUCAUCUCGGCUCUAUAUCGAGAAGAAGGAGAGGGCCUUUUCACGGUCAGAACCAAUGUACUUGGUCACGUGCAGCAGGGUGGAUCUCCGUCGCCUUUUGAUCGAAUCCAGGCCACCAGACAGGCGACUUUGGCCGUUAACUGGCUGACUCAAAGGAUUGGGGAGAAUUUAACAGAUCAAGGAUCUGUUGAAACUUCAUCUCCAAGCACUGCUUGUCUAUUGGGUAUCAAGAAGUCUGAUAACCCUUUCACGCCAGUUCAAGAUCUGAAAAGUGUCACAGACUUUAAACACCGCGUCCCCAAAGAGCAAUGGUGGUUAGAAAUGCGUUCCUUACAGAAAAUAUUGGCCAAAUAUCAGCAGCAUUUUGACUACCACCGGGAAGACGAUUUAUCCCCUCUUCCAUGAAGCGCACGUGAUGUGCACGUGUUGUCUUUAGUUCUGGUCACGUGGAUUUGUGUCUCAGAUGUAGUGAAAACGAGAUUGAUUUGAGACGGAGAUUAGAAAAUUCCGAGUAGGGUUUAUUUCGAGUCAAGAUGCUAAAAUGAAGUGUUUUAGUACAGCGGUCUUUGAAUAAGCCAGGAGGAACAAUGUGUGUUGUCUGAGUUGUCACGUUUGUCCAAAAUAUCGCAAAUGGUGAUGUCAUGAAUGGUUGUACGAUGAUUUGCGAAGUGAUUUUGGUAUAAAAUGUGAAGGAAUAUUUAAAAGACUGACGAAAAGAAGAUUAUCUAGAAGUUAAACAAAAUCGAUGAAAAUAUUGAAAGGUGUGAAACCACACUAAAGGAAUUAUCCACAAUUUUUGGUUGUGUUAAAUAGAGAACAUUAUAUAGCCGCGCGGGGAUACGAAUUUUAUCCUAGAGAAAUACUUUCAGCACGAGAAGAUGAAAUUCGUAUCCCCAAGCGGCCACGUCAUGUUCUGUUUAUGUUUUAGAUACUGAUGAAAUUCCUAAAUAAUUUCAAAAGAACUAGCCGCGCGCCUGAGCGGGAAGCUCUCUUGUAAUUGGCUAAUCAUAUUAGUAACCAUGGCGACACCAAUAUCCUCACACGUGAAAGAUGAGAGUGGUUUCUUCACUGUGCGCAAUGAAGAUAUGAUUUUUUAGUAAAAGGAAAAAUCCUGGUAUUUCAUCAGUAUCUUUAUAAUAAUAAUAGUUGUGUAUCUGGUAGAAGAUCAACUAAUUUAUGCCAUACCGGUAACUUGUCCAAAAAGUUGUAUUAGUCUAUUAAUUUUUAUUAUUAUUUUAUUAAUAUAGUCGGUUACAGGUGAAGUUGUGUGGAGUUACUUUAGGCCCUUGUUCUUAAACUGGCGAGAAAUGUUGACUGGUUUCUUCAAAGUCGUUCUGCAAAGAAAAGAAUCUGACUUACUACUCUUCACCGCAGAAGCUCUUUAAUAAAUGUAGGUCAUUUCCGUUC
Molecule: messenger RNA, 3657 nt
Organism: Pocillopora damicornis (cauliflower coral)
Lineage: Eukaryota; Metazoa; Cnidaria; Anthozoa; Scleractinia; Pocilloporidae
Product: ATP-dependent 6-phosphofructokinase, muscle type
Biological process (GO): fructose 1,6-bisphosphate metabolic process; fructose 6-phosphate metabolic process; canonical glycolysis
Cellular component (GO): 6-phosphofructokinase complex; cytoplasm
Molecular function (GO): 6-phosphofructokinase activity; monosaccharide binding; identical protein binding
Source: RefSeq, a predicted model, not a curated record